AUGUACCAUCAUCACCAGCAUCAAGGAAAGAACAUCCACUCUUCUUCAAGAAUGCCCAUCCCUCCUGAAAGACAUCUGUUCCUGCAGGAUGGGAAUGGCCCUGGAGAUUCUGGACUUGUCCUCUCAACUGAUGCCAAGCCUAGACUAAAGUGGACGCCGGAUCUUCAUGAGCGGUUCAUAGAAGCAGUAAAUCAGCUUGGAGGAGCAGACAAGGCGACUCCAAAAACAGUCAUGAAACUUAUGGGAAUUCCUGGACUUACCUUGUACCACCUAAAGAGUCAUCUUCAGAAGUACAGACUCAGCAAGAAUCUUCAUGGACAAGCUAAUAGUGGGAGCAGCAAAAUUGGUACUGUUGCUGUGGUGGGAGAUAGAAUGCCUGAAGUAAAUGCAACUCACCUUAACAAUCUAAGCAUCGGAUCCCAACCAAAUAAAAGCUUACAUUUCAGUGAAGCGCUACAGAUGCAAAUUGAAGUGCAAAGGAGGCUACACGAACAGCUUGAGGUGCAGAGACAUUUACAGCUCCGCAUAGAAGCUCAAGGAAAAUACCUACAGGCUGUGCUAGAGAAAGCCCAGGAAACCCUUGGAAGGCAAAAUUUAGGCACAGUGGGACUUGAAGCUGCCAAAGUUCAACUCUCUGAACUGGUGUCCAAAGUGUCCACCCAAUGCCUGAAUUCUGCAUUUUCAGAGCUAAAAGAUUUGCAAGGUCUGUGCCCACAGCAAACACAACCAACCCAGCCCAAUGAUUGUUCAGUGGACAGCUGCCUGACCUCCUGUGAAGGAUCACAAAAGGAGCAAGAAAUGCACAACACUGGGAUGGGGUUGAGGCCCUAUAAUAGUAAUGCUCUCUUAGAGCAAAAAGAGAUUGCAGAGGAACAUGCACUACAGAAAACUGAGCUCAAGUGGGGUGAAGACCUAAGAAAUAACAAAAUGUUUCUAACCUCAAUGGGACAUAAUACAGAAAGGAGAACAUUUUCUGCAGAAAGAAGCUGCAGUGAUUUAUCCAUCGGUGUCGGACUCCAAGGAGAAAAGGGGAAUUUGAGCAGUAGCUAUGCAGAGGGAAGAUUUAAGGGAAGGAGCGAGGAUGACAGUUUUCAAGAUCAGACUAACAAAAGGGCAGAAUCAGUUAAAUUUGAGAAUGAGAAAAUGUCACCAGGUUAUAGACUCUCUUACUUUGCAACCAAACUGGAUCUGAAUUCCCACGAAGAAAUUGAUGCAGCUUCAAGCUGCAAACAACUUGACUUGAAUGGUUUCAGCUGGAACUGA
This is a messenger RNA of Dovyalis caffra, 1263 nucleotides long. Lineage: Eukaryota; Viridiplantae; Streptophyta; Magnoliopsida; Malpighiales; Salicaceae. The record is from the annotation of a GenBank genome assembly.